GCGACGUUUUUGUCCACCUGCUUGAUAUUAUUAUUAGGGACAUAAGCAUUCUUCGAAAGCGGCAAGGUUCACUUUCCCCAAACAUACAGGUGCCAUCCUGUUCCCAUCGAUCGCUGCGGCCCAUUAUUCGACGCAGGUGGCGGGUUUAGUCUCGCUCUUGGGACCGGGGGGGUUUUAAUAUUCGAGACCCCCUAUCAUAUCAACUAACAUCUUCGGAGCUAGUCGUGGGAAAAGGACAGAACCCGGUCGCGACGCGCAACAAUGUCUUCUCAGCCCGAUCCCCGUCAAGAAGGCGAGGGCGGUGGUGCUUCGGGUCGGGGCAAGAUCCUGCCCAUCGUGCGCUGGGGCACGCCGAUCUUGCACCGCGAACUGCGGCCCGUGACGGCCUUCGACACCAAGGAGCUCGACGCCCUCGUCGCCGACAUGUUCGCGACCAUGUACGCCGCCGGCGGGGUGGGGCUGGCCGCGAACCAGAUCGGCGUGGACUUGCGGGUGUUUGUGUACGACAUGGACGACGCGCGGGGGACGCGGCGCUGGGGCGCCGUGUGCAAUCCCAUCAUCGAGCCUUCGUCCCAGAAGGCGUUUGGGGACAGCGACGACGACGGGGGGAGCCACGAGGCACCAGGCGGGACGGGUUCUGCGGGUUUUAAUACACCGGCGCACUCGAGCCACCAACACCACCAUCAUCAUCAUCAACCACACGCGCUGCAGCGCACGCUGUCCAUGACGGAGGGCUGCCUCUCGUACCCCGGCAUCUCCGCGUCGGUGUCGCGCCUCGGCGCCAUCACCAUCAACGGGGUCGAUCAGCGCGGCGAGGCCCUCACGAUCCACGCCACGGGCUUCUUCAGCCAUGUUCUACAGCACGAGGUCGACCACCUGAACGGCAUUGUCUACGGCGACCGCGUCUCCCUGGGCCGGAGGGAGGAGAUGGACCGGAAGUACAAGGACUUGGAGGCGAAGAAGGCAUACCCGGAUGACUGGCCUGCGACGCAAACGGACCAUAAAUGGGGGGAUUGAAUCCCUCCCACAAUGCUUACAGGGAAACUCGAUGGCCUAUUUUGGUUUCCGAGGUUGUCUGGGGGCAUGCUCCAUCGAUUGCUUUAAGCUGCCCCCCCUGCGUUGGCGUUGGCAGUACAAACAUCGAACACGCUAUCAGAUCGGGGCAUCACAAGCGAGGCUGGGGUUGAAAGGAGGCGAGGCUGUAGCCCAAGCUGCGUCGGAAGUGAUUUACAUGUUUGGAACAACUAUGGUUCAAAAACUAAGCCAUACGGCAUAUUGGCCAGAGUCUGACAUGGUGUCUUCCUCGAGUGUGAAGUGAAAGGGGUACGUUGGUAGAGAGAGAGGCGGCCUUCGUUCCCAACAGAGGGCUACUCUUCAGCGGUGGUCGUCUCCCUAUCUUAUAGUUGAAUGGCACAAUUGACAUUACUUGGAAC
Molecule: messenger RNA, 1433 nt
Organism: Cladophialophora immunda
Lineage: Eukaryota; Fungi; Ascomycota; Eurotiomycetes; Chaetothyriales; Herpotrichiellaceae
Exons: 2
Coding region: 262-1017 (251 amino acids)
Biological process (GO): N-terminal protein amino acid modification; peptidyl-methionine modification
Cellular component (GO): mitochondrion
Molecular function (GO): peptide deformylase activity
Source: RefSeq, a predicted model, not a curated record